Messenger RNA from Esox lucius (northern pike), 4204 nucleotides. It is a transcript of the gene cacfd1, whose product is annotated as calcium channel flower domain containing 1. Bases 496 to 996 code for a protein of 166 amino acids. NCBI's taxonomy places the organism in Eukaryota, Metazoa, Chordata, Actinopteri, Esociformes, Esocidae. The transcript is spliced from 5 exons. Gene Ontology annotation, cellular component: membrane. Gene Ontology annotation, biological process: vesicle-mediated transport. The record is from RefSeq and is a predicted model, not a curated record.
GUCCAACCCACAAUGCUACGCUGACUAACGCCGAACCUAGGGGAAUCUCAGAGAAGACAGGACAGCAGUGGAUUAGGGACAAAAUAAGACGAAACAGGUAGUUAUAAUAAUAACCGGUGACUCGUGUGAUUGAAAAGUGCCUAAUUUGCUGCCUAAUUUUAUAUAUACGCAGAUAGUGGAGGUUGGCGGUGUCUGAAGCCGACAUCACCACCGUCUGGCGACUGGAACAGCAGCAGUUAACGCGUUUGCUACAUAGCUAGGCCUAGGUAGUUCCAACUGGUAUCUGACAACAGAACAAUUAUCAGUUGGUAACCAUUGCUUACUUGAGUAGAACAGGUCUAAACAAAUGUAUGUGCUUUCGUGAACUGUUAAAAGGCCAAUUGAGGUUGUUCACCUAACAUAACAGUUAGCUUGUAUUGUCCAUAAAAGCCCCUGCCAUUGUGGCUAUUGUUACAUUGACUGCGGUGGGUCACUGAAUAAUUUACGGGGGUAAAAAUGAACACUGAAGAGCCGGCGUCUCCAAAACCUGUCACAGACGACGAUGGCAUGUCGUGGUGGUACCGAUGGCUCUGCAAAAUCGCUGGUGUCCUGGGCGGAGUAUCAUGUGCCAUCUCAGGAGUGUGGAUGUGUGUCACUGUCAGCCCCUUAAACAUCGCCGCUGGAGUGUGGAUGGUGUUGAAUGCCUUUGUGUUGUUCCUGUUUGAAGUCCCAUUCUGCUGCCAGUUCAUUGAGUUUGCCAAUGCAGUGGGAGCUAGAGCUGACAAGUUCAAACCGUGGCAGAAAGCCUUCUUCUACUGCGGGAUGGCAAUAUUUCCCAUAUUCCUGAGCUUCUCCAUCACCACAUUGUUUGGGAAUGCCAUUGCCUUUGCUACAGGAGUGCUCUACGGUCUGGCUUCCCUGGGCAAAAAGGGCGAUGCAGUGAGUUAUGCCAGGCUGAAUCACCAGAAACCAGGGGAUGAGGAGAAGCUGACCGGGACCACUGAUGGAUCAGUAUAGUGAUAUGAUCCCUCCCUCAGUCGCUCCCAAAGAUGAGGAACACAUUCCCUUUCUUCUAUCUCAUCCACCCUCCCAUCUGUUUUACCCCACCUCUCCCUCGUCCUCUCCCCCACCAUCACAUCUGUUUUACCCCACCUCUCCCUCAUCCUCUCCCCCACCAUCACAUCUGUUUUACCCCACCUCUCCCUCGUCCUCUCCCCCACCAUCACAUCGGUUUUACCCCACCUCUACCUCGUCCUCUCCCCCACCAUCACAUCUGUUUUACCCCACCUCUCCCUCAUCCUCUCCCCCACCAUCACAUCGGUUUUACCCCACCUCUCCCUCAUCCUCUCCCCCACCAUCACAUCGGUUUUACCCCACCUCUACCUCGUCCUCUCCCCCACCAUCACAUCUGUUUUACCCCACCUCUCCCUCGUCCUCUCCCCCACCAUCACAUCAAUUUUACCCCACCUCUACCUCGUCCUCUCCCCCACCAUCACAUCUGUUUUACCCCACCUCUCCCUCGUCCUCUCCCCCACCAUCACAUCAAUUUUACCCCACCUCUACCUCGUCCUCUCCCCCACCAUCACAUCUGUUUUACCCCACCUCUCCCUCGUCCUCUCCCCCACCAUCACAUCAGUUUUACCCCACCUCUACCUCGCCCUCUCCCCCACCAUCACAUCUGUUUUACCCCACCUCUCCCUCGUCCUCUCCCCCACCAUCACAUCUGUUUUACCCCACCUCUCCCUCGUCCUCUCCCCCACCAUCACAUCUGUUUUACCCCACCUCUCCCUCGUCCUCUCCCCCACCAUCACAUCUGUUUUACCCCACCUCUCCCUCGUCCUCUCCCCCACCUUCAUACUCUGUCAGUGGGUUAUUUCUUUACCUAAACUGCUGCAUCUUUUUAUGUCUUAUUUGAUCAAAUGUCUGUCUAGAUAACAAUAUAUUUAUUAUCUUAUUGAGUCCUUAUAGUGUGAAUUUAGUUGUCCGUGGCAUUGGAGUUAAGCUGCUGUGUUUUCUUUUUAUUCUAGUAUAUUUUUUCUGGAUUAUUUUAUCCCUUUUUUGUGUGCGGUUUUUGUUGCCCUGGUUACUGACCUUUUUGGCAAGUAGGAAAAGUAAUGUACCAUCUUAGCCGAUCAGCCUUUCAGGAAACCUGGCCGAUUGUAAAUGUGAAAUCGUAGUUUGUUUUCCCAAGUCAACAAUGAUAUGAUUUCAAGUGCAUCUACUGCAGCUCGAUUUACUUGUGCUGCGGGAAUUGGAAGUUUGGCCAUUGGGAGAGUUAUCCCAAACAUAAUGUAUAUCCAUCCAGUGAAGCCAAAGAUGGAGUCCUCAUUUUUUAUCUGUUACUUGUGAUAUUUACAGCUUCCAAUUGAAUGGUUUAAACAAAUUAUAACAUUGAUAAAACAAUGCAUGUUCAUAUUUGGUUGGAUGAACCGUGAUAUAACGGUGAAUUCUGUGUGUGAACAUCUUUUAGUGCACAUAAAACAUAUAAACAAUUUCUCAGCUUAUGGGACGUUCAACAAAUUUGCUUGUAAUCAAGCAACUGCUGGUUGUAUUUGCUAGAAGUUAUUUAUAUACUUAAAGUAAAAAAACAUAAAGAAUGAGAGCUGAAUGGCUAUGCUCAGUCAUACACAUCGUAGUAGAUCGCUCUGGCUAUGCUGCAGUAAAACAAACCAUUUCCAUUGUAUUGGUUUUCUCUUGUGGAGCCGGAAUCGAUGAACCUGUUUUCAUUGGGAUCUCCGUUAGCCUCUUCCUGUGGUCCACUGGGGUGAUGCCGGCUUACAGUGUUCCUUUUUGAUCCUACACACAGUAGUGAUCUGCUCUUCUGUCCCAGGGAAGCAGUGAGUUUUAAAGGCUUUAGGGACUUGGAUGAGGGAAUAUGUCUUGAUUCAGGGACUAUUUAGAGUGCAACACAGUGAAGCACGCACAGAGCCAUGAUUUGCCUUUGUCCUUAACUCAGACAAAAGAUACAUCAUCAUCAUCUGUCCGAUCUCUGAUUACAAGUACAAAUACAUUGUUCAGCAUGAACCUACUGUUCGGUUUAUUAGUUUGUGUGACUGUUGGUGAACAGGAAUGCUUUGAGGUAGCUUGUUUGUACACACCUCUUACAGCCUUGUAUCUCUCACUCUAUGGAUUGGAAAAUGACUCAAUUCAGUUACUCAGUAAAAUGGUCAUCUAUGACCAGAUCUCAGGCAGGCUUAUUUUUAUGUCCGUAAACAGCAUUCAGGGUUACUAGCAUAAACACUAUUACAAGUCACUUGAACCAAUGCAACGGUACUACCCAGUUACACAUGAACCAGCUAGAACAGGAACACCAGCAAUCACAGGAAUGUGCUAUAAAAUAUACAUUCAGUUUUGGCCAAAAGUAUUGGCACCUUUGCACUUUAUUCAAAUAAUUAGCAAUUUCUAAUAGUAUACUGUUAAAAUCUUUCAAUUAUUUACUGAGUCUUAGCUUAUUCCUCCCCCAAAAUACUACAAUAGUAUUGGCACUUUCUAGAAGUAUUUAAAAAUGUUUACAUUUCAAGCAGGUGAUUCUCGUUUACUUUGGAACUUAACGCAUAUUGAUUUCCAGUAGGCUACAAUAUGAAAAUAAUUUUUUCUCCUGUUUUGUGUCACAGUGUGUAGUGCACUGAGCAUGGAGAAAAGAAUGAACCAGAGAAUUGUCCGAGGAGAUCAAACAGUAUUUUAACAAAGCAUGGACAAGAGUGACUUGAACAUGUCCAUUUUAAUGUUUCAAAUUUAAAAGGAUACAUUCAGUUCUGAAUAAAAAAAAAACAUAGAUUUUACUGUUAAUAUUACAGAGCCAAAGAGUUCAAAUCAAAGAGAACUUAGGCCAGUUUCAUGUUUUAGAGGCAGUUUGAGUUAUUUGAAGUGCAAGGCUGCCAAUACUUCUGGCCACAACUGUUCGUUAUAUGAAAUGGGCUUUGUAGCAUCAGAUGUAGCUUCAUGGUUACAUCACAUCUACCUGUCAUGAAGCCACUGGUGAAAGGCUGGAAAUCGUGUUUUCUGCAGAGGUCCCAGCCCUGCAGUAUUGAUACACAUCUGCUGCCCUGACCAUAUUUGCUGUAAGGGGUGUGUGCUUUUUGUGUUGAAAUAAUGACUCUAAGGCAAUCUUGCCUUUAUUGCUUUUGAUGUCAUCAUGUACUGGAAUGUCAAUAGAAGCCUACUAAUCUUGUUGCUUGGUAUUUUUCCUCCCCUUGUCUGUCAAUAAAAUAUUCAUAUUUUUUUU